Molecule: messenger RNA, 1755 nt
Organism: Vicia faba (fava bean)
Lineage: Eukaryota; Viridiplantae; Streptophyta; Magnoliopsida; Fabales; Fabaceae
Source: the annotation of a GenBank genome assembly
AUGCAUAUCAAAAUGAUAAGUAAAAACCUUUUUGGGGCUUUUCUUUUUGCCACCACUUUCUUCUGGACUUCCCCUGAACUUGUUGUUGCUACACAUAAUGGAAGCAUUACAAGACACUACAAAUUCGAUAUAAAAUUGGCAAACGUUACGAGACUGUGUCACACGAAAAGCAUAGUUACUGUGAAUGGAAAGUUUCCGGGUCCUCGAAUUGUUGUAAGAGAAGGGGACAAAUUAUUGGUUAAGGUUGUUAAUCAUGUUCCAAACAAUAUCACUCUACAUUGGCAUGGAGUGAGACAGCUUGGUAGUGGUUGGUCGGAUGGUCCAUCAUACAUAACUCAAUGCCCCAUUAAAACAGGUCAGAGUUAUGUGUACAAUUUCACCAUUGUUGGACAAAGAGGAACUCUUUUCUGGCAUGCUCAUUUCUCAUGGUUAAGAGCUACUCUCUAUGGACCUCUCAUUCUUCUUCCAACUCACAAUCAAUCUUAUCCUUUUCAAAAACCCUACAAGGAACUCUCCAUCCUCUUUGGUGAGUGGUGGAAUGCAGAUCCUGAAGCUGUAAUUGCACAAGCUCUUCAGACAGGGGGUGGCCCAAAUGUUUCUGAUGCCUACACCAUUAAUGGCCUUCCUGGUCCUCUUUAUAAUUGCUCCAAAGAUACAUACAAAUUGAAGGUGAAACCAGGAAAAACAUAUUUACUACGAUUAAUCAACGCUGCGCUCAAUGAUGAACUAUUUUUCACAAUAGCAAAUCACACCUUAAUCGUGGUUGAAACAGACGCAUCUUACGUUAAACCAUUCGAAUCCGACACGAUUUUACUUGGACCAGGACAAACCACAAAUGUUCUAUUAAAAACAAAACCAGAUUACCCAAACUCCACUUUUUUCAUGCUAGCUAGACCAUAUUUCACUGGCAUGGGCACUUUCGACAAUUCCACAGCAGCUGGAAUUUUAGAAUACACUAAACCAUAUAAUAAUCAUACAAUUAUCACUAAUCUUCCAAUUAUAAAACCUUCCCUUCCAUCCAUCAAUGAUACUAAUUUUGUUGCUAAUUUCAGUAACAAAUUUCUUAGCUUAAAUAGUCCUAAAUACCCUGCAAAUGUGCCUAAAACUAUCGACAAAAACUUUUUCUUUACCGUCGGACUUGGAACUAGUCCAUGCCCGAAAAACCAAACAUGUCAAGGACCGAAUAAUAGUUCAAAAUUUGCAGCAUCAAUGAACAAUGAAUCAUUUUCUUUACCUUCUAUAGCACUUCUUCAACAACAUUAUUUCUCCGGACAAGCGAAUAAUGGUAGCUAUACCACCGAUUUUCCUGUCGUUCCUCUUCGGCCGUUUAACUAUACCGGAACUCCUCCGAAUAACACUAUGGUUAGCAAUGGAACAAAGACAGUGGUGAUACCUUAUAACACUAGAGUUCAGGUGGUGUUGCAGGAGACAAGUAUUUUGGGAGCUGAGAGCCAUCCUUUGCAUCUUCAUGGGUUUAACUUUUUUGUUGUUGGUCAAGGUUUUGGAAAUUUUAAUGAUAGUACUGAUCCUGCAAAGUUCAACCUUGUUGAUCCUGUUGAGAGGAAUACUGUUGCUGUGCCUUCUGGUGGUUGGCUUGCUAUACGGUUCCUUGCUGAUAAUCCAGGUGUUUGGUUGAUGCAUUGCCACCUUGAUGUGCACCUUAGUUGGGGAUUGAGGAUGGCUUGGAUUGUUAAGGAUGGAAAGCUUCCUAAUCAGAAAUUGCCUCCUCCUCCUAAAGAUCUUCCUAAAUGUUGA